GAUCCAUAUGUCGACAUUGGUUGUAUUAUUACUUCUGUACUUCGCUCAUACUUUGGGAAUUCCUGAUGAACCAUCCUGUUCCUGUCCGUUUCUUAUUGCUGGCAAAGAAGAUUGUUGUUGCGACAAAACAUCUGCUGGAUACAACGAGAAAACGUUUAAGUUUUGUCUGAACCAAGCUAAAAGACAGUUAAACGCCGUUUGCAUAAAUCCAGCUCUCUAUUUUGGUGUCAACGUAAACUUCGAGACCUUCUAUGAUGAGAACGGACAUAAGUGCUAUACCGCUUUUUCUUAUAGUGCAUUAAACUUUGUUAAUGCGCCAGUUUUGGCUGUGAGUUUGCGGGAUACCUCUGAGUUAAAGUCUGCGUAUCAAAGCAGCUAUCAGACAACGGGUUUUACAAAUGUGCUCACAGAUGCCAUUUUGAGUAAGGAGAGAAUCGCUAUUCAAUUUGACAAUGGAAUACAAGGAGUGUUUUCUCUUCCUGGAGCCAGCAGUGAUGGAGGAUGCAACGUGGCAUAUUUUCCAAAAUUUAUGCACAAUACCACACACUCCUGCCGUCGCUUCCUCACUGUGACUGAUGGUGGGAAAAGCUGUUCCCAUAUACCCGGGCUACAAAGGUAUUCGAGUGGUUUCAAAUUCCGUCAGCGUACUGAACCAAUGAUAGAGCCGAAGAAAUUCAGCCUCUUUAUACCAAUCUCUCCCGUCACAUGUGUGGAUGAAUUUGGCACGAGUGUCUCAUGCCCGAAGGGGAACACCACUUACGACAAGAAGCACCAAGUUUGUGGGAACGUAAUUGUUAGGGUUACCUACACGUUUGCUUUCAACGUGACCGGUUUGCAGAAGGUUAUGGUGGAGGCUGUCGUCAAAGAUAACCUAACUCACUCUUUUGACCAAACGUUUGUGAUUCAGUUCACCGAGACUCGCAAUGAUUCGAAUCCAAAUCUGUUGAGACCCCAAGAGAGUGACUAUUUGAGCGGUGCACCGGGGUAUCGCGCUCGCUAUCCUAUUCGAGCCGGAGUGUUGACCAAAUCAGGAUCUAUAAAGAUGACCUCGGUGAAGAUCAGUCUCCCUUUGGAUCAACGUGAGGCAGCUGGACGCAUGCAUGGUUGGUGGGCUGUCCCUGCUGGUGGCGAAUGUAAACCCCCACUGAAUGCAACUACGGACAUUUCAACUGUCCGCUUUGGAGUGAACUUUCGGUCAAGCUGCAUACUCGAAUACACAUCUUCGAUCUCUGAUCAAGGAAAUCUGAGUGCUUGCGUGGCACUGGAAGAGCAAAUUCUGUCGGCGCUCAAUGCGGACACUGUGGCUCCAACACAUGUAUCCCGGUGGGGGAAUUCGCCUGAAUCCAACGUUUCCGACUGGCUACCAAUCACUAUAUCACAGAUCAAUAGACCAGGAUACAGUAACGAAAAGGUCACUGCAACUGAGAGGUCAUGUAACAAUAUAAUCAUAGGCCAAAUUAUACGUAUCGUGUAUGCGCGAACGGGACAGUUGACCAAUUUGCAAAAUCAAAUAUUGGCUGUUCAAAGGCGCUUCUAUCGCGGCAUCAUCGCCUUUAAGUGUGGUGGGCGCUACUGCAUGAAAUCGAAUUCCAAGUUGACCCAAACGAAAUCAGUCAAUACAGAAGUUCGAUUCGUGGACGCUACGAUAACGCCCGUAAUCAAAAGGCAAAGCCGACCGAUUAGCGAAACGUGGGAUCCAGGAAGCUUUUUGUAUUUGUUUCAAGCAAACAGCAGGGCCAGUGAGCAGUGACAUCCGUUUGACAAUUCCCCUUCUCAUUCAUCUCUUUAUAGUGAAUAAAAUUUCCUGAUUCCCGUCUUCUGUGAA
Messenger RNA from Dicrocoelium dendriticum, 1825 nucleotides. Lineage: Eukaryota; Metazoa; Platyhelminthes; Trematoda; Plagiorchiida; Dicrocoeliidae. The record is from the annotation of a GenBank genome assembly.